Molecule: messenger RNA, 1724 nt
Organism: Pistacia vera
Lineage: Eukaryota; Viridiplantae; Streptophyta; Magnoliopsida; Sapindales; Anacardiaceae
Exons: 4
Coding region: 622-1413 (263 amino acids)
Source: RefSeq, a predicted model, not a curated record
UUUCUCUCUCUAAAACAAAAACAAAAACAAAGUAAGCAGAAGCAUGGAAACACAACCCAACACAAACACAUCACAACCAACUACUAUAAUCUAUCUAUCCAUCUUUCUUCAAUGGCCCAGCUGGACAAAAGGCUAUGUAGAAGGAAAACAAAAAAGGAAGAAAGAAAUGGGAAAGAAAGAGAAGAUUUAUAUGGUUUUCAAAGGUCCUCCAACCAAACCCACCUCACAAAAAUCUCUCUUUCUCUCUCAACAACAACACAUAACUCACGAAACAAAAAUGAUACCUGAAAUGCCCUUCUGCAACCCCCCAAAAAAAAUCCCAUCUUCAUCACUGUCUAUCUUAACUCUCAAAAGAAAAGAAAACAUUUUUUUCACCGAAAAUUAUGUGGGCUUCUUUGGGUUUUCUUUCUUUGUCUUGGUCAGAGUUUUCACAGAGAAAACAGGAAAGCAAAGCAAAAACAAGAACCUUCCUCUCUCUUCCUUCCUUCUCUAUUUUUCUUUCUUUCUUUCUUUUCUCUCUUCAAACUUCUCUCCUUUUCUUCAUUUUUCUCUCUUCAAGUUCUCUCCUUUUUCUUUCUCUUUCUUUCCCUCUUCUAGUUUCCAUCUCUUUGUGAUCCCAUCAUGAAGAAGAUGAAGGGUGUUGUUGGUGGAGCAUCUAUGGAGAAAUCCAGAGGGCCUUCCUUUUCUGUUUAUAAGGACCCAAGAGCCAGGUUUAGGCAUCAGAGUCUCAUGCAAGACUAUGAAGAGUUGUUAAAGGAAACGGAGGCGAUGAAGAAGAAAUUGCAGAUGAUGAAGCAGAAAAAAUUGACCUUAUCGAGUGAAGUCGAAUUCUUGAAGAGACGGCACAAGUUCUUGAUUGAAAACCAGUCUCCAAAUUCUGCAGCCCAGCGAAACGCCGUGCAAGCUUCGAAUUCUAAAAUCCAAGGUAAAAAAAUGGCAAAGGAAAGGAAUUAUAGCAGAAAGGAAUCCGCUUUGCCACGUCCACCUUUAGGUUUUGAUCUAAACCAAAAGGGAAAAAUAUACCAUGAAAAGGAAGCUACUUUGCGAAACCUGGUUCCAGGUUUUGAUUUAAACCAGAAGCUGAAGACUUACUACAGAAAGGAACUUCCUUUACAAAAUCCCACACAAGUUCUUGACCUAAACAAGAAGGAGAGAUUUUACAACCGAAAGGAAGCUGCCAUGAACUCUACUCCAGUUUUCGACUUAAAUCAGAUAUCGCAAGAGGAGGAAGAGCUACAGUUCAGUGGCGAACAAUGGAGGAUUGAGGAACUGAGGAAAGGUUCAGCUAGAGGUGGAAGUGAUGAGCAGCUCAAUGACAUGAAGCUAUCAGCUUGUAGGAACGUUGGAACCGGAGCUAACCGAACGGGGAAGCGAAAGAUUUCAUGGCAAGACCAGGUUGCCUUGAGGGUUUGAUUUCUUACUAGUUGUAUGGCACUCUAAGGUUUUACAUCUUGGUGGGCUUGGAAAGUUUACCUUGCACACUGCCUUAUGAUGAUUACUUAUCAUUUUUCUUUCUCCUUUUGUCUUUUUCUGUAACUUUUUUUUUUUUUUUGGUUAUAUGUAAAGAAAAAACCUUAGUGUUAUAUAAUGAAUGUAUAGAUGGAAAUGAAGGGGAAUUGCUAGUCAGUUCAAGAAUUAAAUUUGUGCUCAUUCUAUCUAUAUCCUUUAUCAGUAGUGAAGUACAAGAAAAUUUGGAAUUGGAAUCUUGACAGAGUGUUGAAUUA